AUGGCAUCCGUACAAGAUCAUUACAUCACGCUGGAAGGGAGUGCAUCGAUCAUACACGAGUAUUUGAAAUACAGUGUGCAUUCGAUCAUCUUCCAACGAGGAGUCUAUCCGUCUGGCGACUUUCUGCCCGAGAAAUAUAAUGACGUACCAGUGAUGGUUUCGCAGAACAGUAAAAUUAGAUCUUGCAUCGAUCAUAUAACGGGGGAAGUUAAAGAAUUGAUAAUGAAGAAGUUGAUAUCCAAGAUUACGGUUUGUAUCAUUACGUUGGACAAAGCCGAAAUAAUAGAACGGUGGGAUUUUAACAUUAAACCGCAAUACGAGAACGAAGAGGUAUCGGACAAACCACUGUCAAAGAUACAAUCGGAGAUACGCGAAGUGAUGAGACAAAUCAUUGCUACGGUUAGCUUCUUGCCCUGUCUCGAAGAGCGUUGCACCUUUGACAUUAUGCUCCAUACAGCAUCAAACAUUUUCGAAGAGCAACCCAACAUGGUCAGCGAAUACUUGGAAGAGGAUGCGGCAAGCAUUGAGGUGAAGAAUGCUCAAACGCUGCGGAUUAAGCAGUUUGAUACCGGUUUAUAUAAGGUCGAAACGGAAGUAACUUACCGCAAGGCUGAUGCCUAA
Molecule: messenger RNA, 621 nt
Organism: Anopheles marshallii
Lineage: Eukaryota; Metazoa; Arthropoda; Insecta; Diptera; Culicidae
Product: mitotic spindle assembly checkpoint protein MAD2A-like
Exons: 3
Coding region: 1-621 (206 amino acids)
Biological process (GO): mitotic spindle assembly checkpoint signaling
Cellular component (GO): cytoplasm; nucleoplasm; kinetochore
Source: RefSeq, a predicted model, not a curated record